This is a messenger RNA of Rhodamnia argentea, 1200 nucleotides long. Its product is annotated as BRASSINOSTEROID INSENSITIVE 1-associated receptor kinase 1-like. The record is from RefSeq and is a predicted model, not a curated record. The transcript has a single exon. Gene Ontology annotation, biological process: protein phosphorylation. The coding region runs from base 1 to 1200 and encodes 399 amino acids. Gene Ontology annotation, molecular function: protein kinase activity; ATP binding. Lineage: Eukaryota; Viridiplantae; Streptophyta; Magnoliopsida; Myrtales; Myrtaceae.
AUGGUCUUCAAAUUCGCCACGGUCGCUCUUACUGAAGAUCCUCUCAGUUUUGAUUCAGACUCGCCGCCUCCUUCUCGAUCAUGGGCAGUUUGCCUGCCGUAUAUUCCCGGUUGCAGCUUCAAGAAACCCACAACAUCCCGCCAGGCUGCUACUGGGGCUUCGCUGCGUCAGACAAUCCAGUCUUCUGAACCUGGUUGUUCAUGUUGUAGGCCAAGUGAAUCUCUCCAGUUUCCUGGUUCUGAUCUAGAGGUUCACCAAGGACGCCUUAAAAUGUUCGCUUUCCGUGAACUGCAGGCAGCAACCAACCACUUCAGCGAUGAAAAGAUUGUGGGUAGGGGUGGGUUUGGUCGUGUAUAUGAAGGACUCUUGGCGGAUGGCUCUCGAGUGGCCGUCAAAAGACUCGCCAAGCAUUCCCAUUUUGAAAUGAGAGAGCUCCAUGCAGAAGUGAAAGUGGGUAACAUGCCCCCGCAUCAGAACCUGGUCCCGGUUCUCGGCUUUUGCUCAUCGUCGGAACUGAAAGAGUACAUGCUCGUGUAUUCCUUGAUGCUUAAUGGAAGCUUGUCCUCGUUUCUUGGAGGACCACCGUCAAUGAAGCUCUCGCUUGAUUGGCCCACCAGGAAGAAGAUAGCUGUUGGAGCUGCAAGAGGGAUUUCCCAUCUGCACGAUCACGGCGUAAUCCAUCGGGACAUCAAGCCCCAUAACAUCCUGCUGGGCGAGAACUUUCAGGUUAGUGUUGGAGAUUUUGGGAUGGCCAUCUUCAUGGACAAGGAUGAAGAGAAGGGUGUUUCCAAGGAAGCCAGCUUCUUUAGCCUCAGCUUUCUUCGCACCCAAAUAGGCGGGACUUAUGGUUAUCUUGAUCCAGAGUACUCCAAGAGUGGAAUGUGCUCAGGAAAGAGCGAUGUCUAUAGUUUUGGCGUGACCCUUCUCGAACUCAUCAGCGGUCGUAGUGCUCAAAGAAGGAUCAGUCCUCCGGGGCUGCUGCUACCUGAAUGGGCAGGCAUGCUUGUCAAAGAUGAAGAGUGGGGAAGGUUAGUUGAUGCAGACAUGCCGAGCGGGUAUAAGGAAAGCGAAGUCAAGAGAAUGAUCCAGCUAGCUCUAGUUUGCACGCACCUUUCCCCUGAAAGACGACCUGAUAUGACGGAAGUAGUCCAAAUUCUCGAAGGGGCGGUCAGCUUGGAGAAGAGAUGGGAGGAGUACUGA